AGCCUUUUGUUGUAAAAAAAAAAAAUUAACAUGUUUACCAAUUAUUUUUACUUUUCCAUUUCGAUAAAUGACAAAAAGAAAUAAAAUAAAUAUAUUACCAAUUUACCGCAAAAUCAAUUUUGAUACAUCCUAUAAGUUAACAAGUUGGAUGUGUUAACUCUCUCUUUUCUCUCCUUCGUACAACUUACAACUUCGUCUUCUCCGCUCAGCCUCUCCACUGUUUUGGCGCAUGCGUCAUUAACGGUGUAAGAGGGUUUUCACUUCUUUAAUCCAUUGUUUUUCGCUCUUCUCUCUCUCCUUUACCCUCUCCAUCUCAUACUCUUGUUUGUCGAUCGGCGAUAUGUUGUCUGUUGUGGGCUCGUCUCAGGCGUCGCUGCCCUGAGUUCUGGAGCGGUCGCGAGUCGUGUCAAGGGUAGGAGCGUGGGUGGUCUAUUCCGCGGUUUCUCUAAGUUCUCGUUCAGAUCUGGCAAGAUCUGCUUUAUUGGUGGUUCGUCGGGGCUCAGCGAUAUACCGAAAGAAAAAAUUAUUAUUAGUAAAAACACUAAAAAUAGUUAGUUAUCCUUAUCAUUAUUCAUCAUUUUACCUUUAUAAGUUUGUGUAAGAAAUAGGAUAUUUAAGAGGAAGAAAAAACAAAAGAAAACCCAAAACUAAAGAGUUAUUACAAAUCCAUCCUCAAUGAUUACUGUUUCUCCUGCUCGGAUAAACUCGACCAGGUUUUCAUUUUCCUAUUGAACACUUUCUAUUUUUGAUUAUUUUCUAAGAAUAAAAUUAUUCUUUUUACCAAACAUAUGCAGGUUCAAUCACACUAUCUUAUAAUAAGAAUAAGAGAUCUUUCUCGAUUAAUCUCAUUAUAUAACUUUUUUUUAGAACUUUUCAGUAAUUCUAUUUACAUAAAAAUGUAAAUAAAGAUUCAAUUAAAGAAAAAGUUCGAAAGAAAAAUAAAUAAAACCACAAAAAUAGAAAUAGAGAAGCAUUUUUUUAUUUUGUCUCUUUUGCUCAGGUCUUACCUUUGUGUGACAAUCGCUCUCCUUCCUCCUAUUCGAUUUCCUUUGUCUAUUUUUUUUUUUAAUCCAUUGUCCUCUGAUUCUCUCUGGAUCUGUAAGUUUUCAAUUCAUCGAUUGUUUCAGGUUAAAAUCCUUAGAUUCUCAGGGUUCAAUUAAAUCAUUAUAUUAAAGCCAUAUUUUAAAAUUUCAAAUCAGUUAAUUGUAUUUUUUUGGCAUUAACAGUUUUUUAGCCUCGUUGAUGGAUGUGGUGACUUCUCCUAAACAUAAUGUGCCGAUGAAAUCUGCUGAGAUCAUCGCUGAGGAAGAGUCUCCUAAGCACAAUGUUGAAACUGCUUGUGCAAAAACAUUGGAGGAGAGCAAUGUGGAAGAGAUUAAAACAGUUGAGACCAGAGAUGAGGAUGAUUAUCCUAAACCCAUUGUCGAAACUGAGGAUAUAAUCGACGAGAUGGAGUCUAUAGACAUCCACAAUGAGGACAAGACUGUUUCGUUGGAGUGUGAAACACAACAAGAUAAGAUGCUUAGUCCUAGUAAUGAUGAUGAUGAUGAACAUGAUAGUGAGAGUUCUCACGAUUCAAAAGAUGACGUUGAUGAAGAUGAAACAAUGGAUGAUAAAGAGAAGCCAAAACCCGACUCACCAGAUUCUAAUCCUUCGACUUCUGCUUGGACAGAGAAAGCAGCUGCGAUCAAGAACUUCGUUAGAUUGAAGAGUGAAGUCGCAGUACAUACAGUGAUGCGCCGUCUUUCCGGGAGAAUGAAUGAUGAGAAUGGUGUUUACGACGCAAGAGACGAUGCAACCAAAUCGGUGGAGUCUCCUAAAACAGAGGGAAAGUCGUCCAUAUGGAAUCCCUUAAGCUACUUGAAGAUGAUGCAGAACGAUACAGUUGAUAAAGUAGAAGUGAAGAACGUGGAGGAAGCAGAGUUGGAGCCUGUAGUGAUGAAAGGUAGGAUUAUACUCUAUACAAGAUUAGGGUGUGAGGCAUGCAGAGAAUGUAGGUUGUAUUUGCAUGGAAAGAGGCUUAGAUAUGUGGAGAUAAAUAUUGAUAUCUACCCAUCUAGAAAGCAGGAUCUUGAAAAGAUUGGUGGAUCAUCUUCUUCAGAUGUUCCUAAGGUAUUCUUCAAUGAAGAAUUAGUCGGGAGUGUUGAGGAGAUUAAGGAAUUGGAUGAAUCAGGAGAGCUCGAUGAGAAGAUUAAACAUUUGAUAGAUGAAGCAUCACCUAGGGAAGCUCCUCUGCCACCAUUCUCAGGAGAAGACGAUGCAUCAAGUAAAGGUCAUGUAGAUGAACUAGCUUUAAUAGUGCGGAAGAUGAAGCCUUGCAUCGUCAAGGAUAGGUUUUAUAAGUUACGAAAGUUCAAAAACUGUUUUUCAGGUUCAGAUGCUGUGGAUUUCUUAUCAUCUGAUCAAUGUUUAGAAAGAGAUGAGGCCAUUGAAGUUGCAAGAAAACUUGCAAGCCAACUCUUCUUUCAACAUGUCUUAGAGGAGAAUCUGUUUGAAGAUGGGAAUCACUUGUACCGGUUUCUAGAUGAUGACCAUGUCGUGUCAUCUCAAUGCCAUAACAUCCCUAGAGGAAUCAUUGAGAUAAAGCCAAGGCCGAUCGCUGAAAUUGCGUCAAGACUCAGACUUUUGUAUCGAGCAAUUCUUGAAGCUUACACUUCGCCUGAUGGAAAACAUGUUGACUACAGAAGCAUUCAUGGGAGUGAAGAGUUUGCAAGGUACCUGCGAAUAAUCCAAGAGCUCCACAGGGUACAGCUUGUAGAUAUGUCGAGAGAAGAAAAGCUCGCCUUCUUUAUUAAUCUUUAUAACAUGAUGGCUAUUCAUGCAAUACUUGUAUGGGGACAUCCAGCAGGACCACUCGAACGAACGAAGAUGUUUGGAGAGUUCAAGUAUGUGAUUGGCGGCUACACUUACUCACUCUCGGCUAUUCAACAUGGUAUUAUACGGGGUAACCAGCGACAGCCUUACCAUCUUGCGAAACCUUUUAAUGAAAAGGAUAAACGGUCCAUGGUUGCUCUGCCUUAUGCAGAGCCUUUGAGUCAUUUUGCUAUGGUUUGUGGCACUCGUUCUGGACCACCUCUCCGAUGCUUCUCGCCUGGAGAGAUCGACAAAGAACUCAUGGAGGCAACUCGCGAUUUCUUAAGAGGAGGAGGACUCUUAGUUGAUCUCAGUUCCAAAGUUGCAUACAUUAGCAAAAUCUUUAAUUGGUAUGCGGUGGAUUUUGGAAAUGGUGAAAAGAGUGUACUGAAGCAUGCGUCAACCUACUUGGAACCUCAAAUUUCAGAAGCGUUGCUGGAUGUGCUAGUUGAUACUCAGUUUAGAGUUGUCUACCAAACAUAUGACUGGGGACUUAACCACUAAAAUCGGAUGGUCUUAUGCUGUCUUUUUAAGUUGUGCUUCAUAAUAUUUUAUCAUAAUUUGUUAGUGGUUGGAGACAAUUCUGUUGGUGGCACUGAAAACCAAAAAAAAAAGCUCAACCUCAUGGAUGACUAGAAUCUAAUACAGUCAACUUUUUCAGAUUUGUACAAAUCUAGUCUAUCAUGUAUUUUUCUUUUUCUUACUAAUGAGCUACCACUCACAUUGGUUUU
Molecule: messenger RNA, 3584 nt
Organism: Brassica napus (rape)
Lineage: Eukaryota; Viridiplantae; Streptophyta; Magnoliopsida; Brassicales; Brassicaceae
Exons: 6
Coding region: 1243-3357 (704 amino acids)
Biological process (GO): intracellular signal transduction
Source: RefSeq, a predicted model, not a curated record